UUAUAUGUUAAAUUAUUUUGAGCCGGCUAUUUUAGCAAACUGUUGCGCUGCGUUACCCGACUGGAAGCUGUUGUCUCUUUGGUAAAAAGAAAAAAAAGAUUCAAACUAAAACUUUUAAUAUAAUAUUUUCUAUUUUAUGAUCAACAUGUGUUCUAUCUUUUAAAAACUAAAUCUCAGAAAUGUCGUGCAUUCCUACUACAUGUAGUAAUUUAUAUUUUGGAAGAUAUUAUAUGACACUAAAAAUUGGCAAACGCGAAGAUAAUUAAGCCAGCCUUUCAAGAAAGGAAUUGGGAAUUGGUGUUUUAAGCAGAGCCAGCAACUAAGGUUAUAUCACGGCAAAAAGGCAGCCAGUCCUGUAAACAGAUGUCACAUGCAGAAAAAGAACAGCGUGCUUAAUUGAGAGCCGAACCCGGGACGGCCGACUGUAUUGCCAACGGACCGCGCUUACGAGAAAAGAGCAGGAAAAAAAAUUAAUAAGUGGGAAUUUAUAAAGCGAAAUAUCUCAGCCAAAGCGGACUCAUUGCACUGAAUAAUAUCACAAAAUAGAAACAAAGAUGUAGACAAGUUAACAAAAUAGUAACAAAGAUGUAGAACGACAUCACAAAAUGUAGAACAAAAUAGUAAAGAUCUAGAACGAAGAACAAUGAAAUGCGAGGACUCGCUGCGUUCCAGGAAUAUAGGACGAUCACUGUAGAUUUAACGGUAACGACUCCAGAGAAUAAGGUUAGUGACAUCAGGAGAAUGCUUGGAAGAUACAUGUAUUUAGUAAUCUUGAUAAUAUGGAGAAAUGUUAUUAUAUGAGGGUGAUCAUCGCUUCAGCUAGUUUAUUCACUGUACCUCAAGGUCGCUGCUAAGUGGAAUACAAAGCUUUCACGAGUUUUAUAGGUGUAAAUAAAUGAAACCUUCGAAAACAUAUUGAACAUUAAAGCCAUCUUUUUUCUUUCUUUCUAACAUAUUUCCCGCCGUGCAUGUUGACCAACACACAAACACAUGAACUUGCAGACGAUUCGUGAUUGAAGGGACACCACUGCAAUCCAUCGUCCGUCGAAUUUCAAAAAGUACUCUCCCGUGAUCUUUUUUUUUUUUUAUAAAUUAUUAUUCACGUUGCAAUAAAACAGUUUCCACAAGACCUGCUUUUUCUUUGAUAAUGGCUGUGAAUAAAAUAAGUCACUUAUUCUUAUUUUAAUUUUAAAUAUGCUGAACAUUGUUCAGGUGUGUGACAAGUUUUUUGUGCGGGGAGGACGUGCUGAGACCUUCUCGUGAGAUCAGACGAGGUCUGGUGACAAGGGCAGUAAAUGACGUCAAGGGAUUUUCCCGAGGAGAAUCAUCGAUGAGUCAUCCACAAGAAACGAACAUCAGGGCCCAAUCAUAUUUCCUAUAAGUACGUUGUCGCUACUACCUGUUUCAUCGAAUCAGCCAAAGCACAAGGGCACCAGGGGGACGCCGUUUCAGGCCAGCGUCCUGCUCUGCAGGACCGGCAAAUCUCGCCAAUUUCUGAGCAAAUUUUCAAGAUGGCGACCCCGGAUAGCCCAAAUAGCGACAGUGAAAUUCAAGCAGGCAAAGUUUACGACUCGAGUUUAACUCUGGAGGGUCUCGACAAGGAUCCCCAUCGCUAGCAGACAUGGGACAUACAACACAAAUAGAGCGGUUGAGGUCCAGAGCUAUUGAAAGAUCUACUGGGAAACUUCAGAUCUCUCCUGGACAGACUUUUGACUUUACAGCUGAUGAUAUGAAAGAUCUUGGUGAAAUAGGUAGAGGAAACUAUGGGACAGUCAACAAAAUGCUGCACAAAAUGACUAACACUGUGAUGGCAGUAAAGCCUUAUCACUCAGGCAGUGAUCUAUGGCUCAGGCCUGCAUCGUCAACCAUGUUGAACUUUCGGUGUGGUGCGACUUCAGUGGUACUUGACUUUAAGUGGCUGGUGAGAGGUGCCAUCACAACGUGGAAUUUUCCAGUGGUACUGUUUUUGCUUUGUCAAAAAUGGCUGCCGUCAGAAAGCAAGCGAGUGUUUAAGAGAAUAAGAUCAACUGUGGAGGAGAGAGAGCAGAAACAGUUGCUAAUGGACCUAGAUGUGGUCAUGCGAAGCAACAACUGUCCAUACAUUGUCCAGUUCUAUGGGGCUUUAUUCAAAGAGGGAGACUGUUGGAUCUGUAUGGAGCUUAUGGACACAUCAUUAGACAAGUUCUACAAGUUUGUCUAUGGACAUUUGCAGAGCUCUAUACCUGAAAAUAUUUUAGGCAAAAUCACAGUCGCUACAUUAAAAGCACUCAACUACCUGAAGGAGCACCUAAAAAUUAUUCAUCGAGAUGUCAAGCCAUCAAACAUUUUGCUGGACAGAAAAGGAGCGAUCAAGCUGUGUGACUUCGGCAUCAGUGGUCAUCUGGUGGAUUCCAUAGCCAAGAGUCGAGAUGCUGGUUGCAGGCCAUACAUGGCUCCUGAAAGAAUAGACCCUCGGGCUUCCAGUCAUGGAUAUGAUGUCCGAUCAGAUGUUUGGAGCUUAGGUAUAACUUUGAUGGAGCUAGCUACCGGCCGGUUUCCCUAUCCCAAGUGGAAGAGUGUUUUUGACCAGCUGCAGCAGGUGGUGCAGGGGUGUGCACCACGCCUUCCUCAUGAUAAAACUUUCUCUGACGAGUUUGUGAAUUUCAUUAACAAAUGUUUAACAAAAGAUGAGAAACAGCGGCCAAAGUAUAACAAGUUGCUGGAUGAUCCCUUCAUUAAGCUUUCGGAAGAGCUGGAAGUGGAUGUAGCCUCAUAUGUAUGUUGUAUCCAUGACCAAAUGAAGGACUGUGUCAGCCUUACACCUACUGAAACCUCAUUGUCGUAACAGCAGACUGAUUCUAGCUAUCAUCUGCUUUUACAACAGUGCAAAAGGGCUUUUAUGGUCCCGCCAUGAUCAAACAGUGAGUGGGCGUGAAUGUUAGCGUCCUGGCCACUUACCUUCUGCUUCUUCCUUCAGGAACUGUAACCCACAAGGCCAGAGGCUCUUGAUAGACUUCAUUCCCCUUACUUCAGGAACAUACAAUGCUGUGACCGUAUGGUUUUGUUUGUUUGAUAGAUGCAAGUUUAACAGUUUCAAAAAGAUUUGCUGAGAAGAAAGCAUUUUAGCUGCAUUACUUGUGCCAAAUGCUGUGGGUCAGGUCUGAAAGUGCUUUCCUGUGAAAGAGUCACCCCGCGUAUGGUGUGGGCCAUUUUCAUGGAUACAGGAUGUGUUGUACGGCUGUUUGGUGGGGUGGUUUUUUUUUUUUUCCUCUUUUUUUUUUUGGCAAUAAAAUUUGCUGACCACAAGUGAUUAACCGCAAAAACGAAACACGUCUACAGUUACAUUUUCAUUUCCAGGGGAUUCUUGAUGGGAACUUAUUCAGGAGUUCAGGAACCUGCCGUGCAAGUUAUGCUGAAGCUUUGAGCUGUUACCCAGCGGUAGUGUGUACAGUGUUUGAUAGAUGUGAGCAUAAUUAUGUCUGCAAAAGUACAAAAUUCAUUAUGAUGGUUGUUGAAAUUCUUCAUCUGUGUUAUAAUGUCAUUGUUUUUUCAUGAUUCACACAGAGACAAGGUAUUAGACCCUAGUUGUUAAGAUGUUGAUUAUGUUUGUAAAACUACCUUUAGAUGGAAACAUACUUUUUCUGUAAAAUCCUUUUGAGACACUUGUUUUUCUAUGAAAGAAAGAAUGAAGAUGCAGGCUGAGCUUAGUUGCCAAGAGGUCAGAACUGUCAGGGCAUUGAUCUUGAAUUUCAGCAAGUGCCUUGCAUAGUGCCAGACGUUUCAUUUUUGGUCAAUAGGUUAUGGGUGGCUGUUGUCAUUGCCAGCACAUUUCUAGGUGAAUCUGACAAAGGAAUGUCUUGAAUAAAAUGUUAGCAAAUAAAGAAUCUUUAUAGCCUUGCCUAGAGCUGAGCUAUUCAGAUUUUAAAUGUAGACCAGGAAAUAAGGACAUCCAGAUCUCAACAAAAAAGGUUUGGUGAAAGGGUUUAGGAAGCAUAAGCAUUGCACGAAAAAAAAAGUGAAUAGAAAAUAUAUAAUUUAAAAAACAUGUAAGCUAGCAUGGUGUAAAGAAGAUGAAGUCUUGAAAUCUGCAAAUGAUUGAUGCAAACACUAAAUUUUUAGUUUGACUGUUUGGUAUAAUGUUCUAUAUAUUUAGAGCCUGGACAGGUAACAGCUGUUAAUAAUAAACUUAUGUAUAACCUAAGAGACAUCACAUCUCUCCUGUCUGGCAUUCACCUCUAGAAACAAAAUGGAAUAAAGUACUGUUUUAUAGAAUGUAAAGUAUUUAUAGUAAGAACAAUGAAGUAGGUUGAUUUGUGUUAACCAUCUUAAAUUUAUCUCUGUGAGCAACAGGCUUGGUGGAACAGCAUUUUAGUAUGUGCCAAACUUAAGCAUCAUUUUACAGUGCAGCAUUUUGUUAAGACACCUUUGGCACCUUUCUCACACAGCUUUACAAUGAUGAGUUGUGACCAUGACUUCAUUUUUAAAGUUUAGUUGUUGUUUUUUUCGGUAAGCCUGCUUGUAGGUAUGUGGGUGGGAGGGGGGAUGCUCUGUAAGGUCUGUAAUGCAGAUGCAGAAACCUGCUAGUGAUACUUAAUCCUAUGAAAAAAAUCUUAGGAAGGGACAGGGAGAAGGAACUUUAGUUACAUGAAGAAUGUAUAAAAUAUGUGAAUACCAGCAUCAUUGGUCAGUAUCAGUGCCAUAUCUCUGGUUUUAUGGAGUGAGGGUUUUGUUUUGUUUUGCUGUUUUUGCUCGAACCAAGUUUUUAAAACAUUUUUGCAAAAUAUUGCCAGACUACCCUCUGUCAUUUUAAGAAAGGUUAGACGCUGGUAGGGAGAAACACGAAAUCCCCAUUACUUAUAUUUCUUGAUAUAGCUUAAAUUUAGUUGCUCGAGUUGCCAGCCAGAACUCUGUGUGUGUGUUUUUUUUACUUGUUUAAAUUACAGGUGUAAAGGAAUAAAAAAUAAAUGAGGGCUGGGACCUUUCAAAUCCAGGACAUAAUACUGAGCUGUUUUUUCCAUGUUUUAUAAGAUUUGACUUGGUAUUGUAAGUGGCAUGGGCGGUUGUUGCUUUUAGUCUUUUCAUUUUCUUUUGUUUUGAUGAGUGGAGAGAAUGCUUGUUGUGCCUGCGCAUUUUGUUCUUGUUCUUUUUGCAAUUAGAUGUACAUUCGGUGCCUUGGAUCAGUCAUGCUUAGUUGUGGUUAUUUAAAGGCAGCCACCCUUUCUGAAAUAUUCAGACCUUCCAUACUUUUUAUCAUUGCAGCUGUGAGGCCUAGUUAGAACUGUUGCUGUUUCUAAAUGUAAGUAGCUUGUCUGAUGUUCAGAGUGCUGUGUUCAGGCGGCUAGAUGCCCAAAAUUUAGCAAAAUGGUCAAUCAAGAAUGGUAUCCUUUUUUAAAUUAAAAAAAAAAUCAUUAUUCAUAACACUGGGUAAAUUAGGUAUGAUUAUGAUUGAGUUAUGUAGGAAAAUAUGGCAGAAAAAGAGUUAUAUUCUGUUUUUUUCCAUCACCACACAAGACCCAGUGUGUGACUAUAGUCAUCUUGCAACCUUUGAUCACUGCAUAUGCAUGCAAGAGUAUAGGCAUAUUUAAGUGUUUUUUGCUUUAAGUAGCUGUUUUUUUAUACUAUAUUAUUUAAGGAAUUAUUAAUGCAGUUUUGUCAGUUCUGUUCUUUUGUUAGGUUGCAGGGAAUUCUUGUACCCCUGAAGAAGAUGAAAGACUUAAGAAAAAUAAAUGUGAAUAUUUUCAUUGUAAAUUUGAUAUUAGAGUCAUCAAGCUAUCAUUCUUUGUUGGAUUUUGCUUCCUUUGCUCCAUUAUUUUGACAAAAUACCAAGGCUUCUGUGAUUAUUAUAUGUGAUUUUCAUUUACAUAGGAUUGGAAGAAGUCACAUUGGUGAUGUCUUGUUUCUGAAAUGUGUCUUUACCAUACAGUGCUUUGUAAGGUGAUCUGAGUUCCAGGAAGAGGUUUCUUUUUUUAAACUGUGGUGGUGUUAAAACAGCUCAUGAUAUCUGCAGGCAUAACACCACAAUCAACACUGGGCAUAAAAAAGCAUUCAAGAAAAAAGAAUUUAAUUGCUCACUUUUUAGGGAUUUAUUCCUGACUUCGGUCUAAUUGGUAUCUUAGUUUGCUUAGUUAAUUUCAUUCAGCAGCAGCAUUUCCGGUCAAUGGGUCAGUUUUCACUGAUUCAUUUUUUUUUUUUUUUAAUGUGUGCUAUGUGCAUUAUGCCCUUUUAUUUCUGUUACGUCUCUCUCUUUCUCUCACUCAAGAAUGUAUGUGGGUGUGUGGUUAUGUAGAGUACUCCAAGCAUUUACAGACAAUGUAAGUUUACUUAUUUUCAAGUGGGCAUCCACAGGAUCUUGCUCAUGGUGCCGACUGAAAGAUUGUGUCCAUGCUUCAUGCAUAAUGUGUUAUGUGCCCUUGGAGUCUCUUCCUGUGGCUUUUAGUUUGCAGCUUGCCAAUUUUGGACAUGCCAUAUAGUUUUCACAAUAGGAAUGGCAACAAAAAUUAUUGUUAAAACUUGGACCUUUUUCUAUAGAAAACCGGCAAAAGAGCAUCUGGAAAGUAAGCCAAGGUCACACAGGAAUGAAAGCAGAAAUCUUUUGUUUGAGCAUAACCACAAUUCAUUUCUCAUGAAAAAUUCAAAUUCCAUUAUAAUGUGCAGCCUUCAUGAAAAUAUUGGCUAUAUUAUACUAUAUGUCUAGUUCAUGAUUUAACAUUUUAAAAACUGUUAAAAGCUUUUGCUCAUUUUUAGUGAAAUUUACAUGCAUACUUGAGCGAACAUUACAUAAGCAUUGGUUUUGGAAGAAAAGGAAUUGUUUAUACCAUUCUUAUGGAUGUAGGUGGAAGGCAGAAUAGAGGUGGACAAAUCAGUUCUUUUCUGUUUCAUGGAUAUAAGUUCAAAUAUUGUUAAAGCUGUGCUAGUAGAUCAUGGUUACUUUUUAAGAAGUUCUUUCAGGAUUUAUUUUGACAUAUACUCAUGUUGCGCUUUUCAGAGGUGUUCUUCAUUAGAAUUAUUUCAGGAAUAGUAUAUAUAACAUCUGCAUUGUCAGGUCUUUUUUUAAAUAGGCUUUUUUUCUUUUUAUGAUUGUAAUAGGGAUGUCUUUUUUUAUUAUGAAAUCUUUUGCAGGAUGUAUUUAUGUAAAAAGUAUCUGAAGGAAUUUGUGAUAUGGCCUAUAGACAAGAAUUAUGCCACAAGAUUAAUACUGAGCAAAUAAGCACUGGUUAUUUUAUGUAUGCGACUUCUGACUUAUAAACGCGAACAUGGGCAGUUGUUUCAGGAAUGGCACAGGGGCUUAGGUUUAUGUCAGCAUUGGCAUAAGAUCUGUCAGCCAACAGAUCAAUGAGAUUUCUGGAAUUGUGUUUUUUUUUGGGUUUUUUUUUUUUUGCAAGUCAUAAAGUGACAAAAAAGAAAGAAGAAAAAUAGAAACAUAAAGACAAAUUAAGACUAAAUCCUUGGAGCUUAUGGCCCUUCAGCUGGGAAGCUGAUAAUCCAGAAUGAUGUUAUAGGUAGUUAUUUUUUAUUAUUGUUAUCUUCUUUAUUGUACAGCUGAACUGUGUGAGCUUAAAUAUGAUUUUAUAUAUAUAUUUAGAGGACUGAUAGAUUGUAAUUUAUUUUAAACCACUACAAUGGGAUUUAAAACUGGUACAGAUUCCUUCUUGAUAUUACACUUGAUCAGUUAGAUUAUAUUGUUAAAAACAGUGGGCAGAAUAUGUAUUCUUUAUAUUUAUAAUCUGUUGGAAACUACAGUAUCUGUGGAUUUAUUGGGGAGGACUAACUGAAAUUUUUAUGUUAGAAUAUCCAAGUAUGCAGUAAAAGGGGUGAUAUUGCUCUUUGGCUGUACUAAACAGUAAAAAGCUCUUUUUCUUUGGUUUAUAAAACCUUGCAGAAGGCAUGGCACAAAUAGGAAUGAAUUAAGAUGUGGGUGGUUUUAGAAUAAUUUGCUAAGAAUACUAUAAGCAUGUUUUGCCAUAGUAACAGCAGUGGAAUUAUUUCUGUUUUGGCAUUGAAAGAUGAGAAUAAGGAAUCUUUUGUUCCAAAUUUUUUCUUGCUGUUAAGAAAAGUAGCUGCCUCAGAAACACAGAGAAUCUCUUGCAGGAGUACUACACGUUAUUUUAAAAAGACAUGCAUACAGUGAUAAUAUAUACAAAGCAAAGAUACUAUUGUGAAUGGUGUUAUUUUGAGUUCUUAUUGAAAAGACAGCAGGCUGAGUGUGGGGGAUGAGGGAUGAAGACAGACCAUGCUACUUAAUACAGCUGGGACAUAUAUUGUGAAUAUGUGAUGGUAUAUUUGCACUAAGAUGAACGUGAGAUUAGGAGAUCUGCAUUGAUAUGUCAUAUUCCUUUUGUUUGUGCAUCAACAUUCCAUCAUGUCUCAGCAGGUUUUUAAACAUUUAUUUUCUUCUAACAGCAAUCAUAUACUUGAGCAUAUGCAUCAUUUUAAGGCCGUCACAUUUUUUCAUAGGUUUCAGAAAGUGGGCUUAAUAGAGCUACAAACAAAUAUAGCUUCAGCUUAUGUUAACCAUUUGGGUGGGUUUUUUUUUUUGUCUUUCUUUUGUGUGUUGAUUUGUGGUUUUUUUUGUUUGUUUGGGGUUUUUUUUUCCAUUUCAAGUGGGUUGGAAAUGGGAUUAAGCUGGUUGGCAUUUUGGAGGUUUUUGAGAGUUGAUACUUUGGAGUUUUUCUUCAUAUCAUGCUCUGAUUUUGCUUCAUGGUUUGAUUCAUUAUACGUUUUGCCAUCCAUUUUAUUUGAAGUUUAAAUAGAACUUUUAAAAAGUAGUGGAUUUUUUUUCCUUGAAAAAAAUGAUACUGUUUAGCAUUAUAUUGCCCCAGGUGCAUCAUGAAAGUACCUGGAAAUUAGAAAGGUUAAUGGGCACAUUUAGAUAGAAUAAGAAUAUUUUAUCUAGGUCUGAUAUCAAAAGUAAACGAAUUGCCUGUAAAAGUAAUGAUAACAGAUCAUCAAAGCCCAAAGAUAUCAGAAUGUUCAGUAAAAGCCCACAGAUAUCAGAAUGUUCAGUACUAUUCUUUCAAUUUAAUUUUCAACAUUCACGUGAUAAAUAAAAACCUGGCAUUUAUAUCAUACUAAUCAUAUCAGUUCUUGCAGAGGCUGAGAGAUUUGUUGGUGAGAAGUGUUUUUGAUAGUCUGAUACACUGCAGCUGCAUGCAGACUAUUCGUAACAACUAUAUCCCACUACCAGUGGUAUUUGGAUAAAAGUGGUGCUUGACAGCUUGGCUACCCUAGCAGGAACUAUUUUGACAGACUGCUUUAGGUGAGGUUUACAGUGACAUUUAACUAUUAUCUGAUUAUUUCAAUCAGAUUUCCAUGGUCUAGAAUGAGAUUUAAAAAAAAAACAAUUUUAAUAACUAACAAGAAUAGUGUGAAAAUUGGAUUUGUAAGACCUAAAAGAGCUAUAUGUUAUUCAUUCCUGUGUUUCAUUAAUAAUUGAAAUAGCUAGUACUCUUCUGUCACUGAUUACUGUUAAAGUGGUACUCCAAAAACAUCUCUUCAUUUUUUUUUUUUUUAAAGGGGGAAAAGCUGUCAGUUAAAAGCAACAUCUGCAUGACAUGCAAAGUACACUGGUAAACAAAACAUCAUUUUGUAUAUGUAAUUCUAACAACUGAGAUCUGUGUAGGCUGCUGACAAAAUUGCGUAGAUAUAUUUAUGGCGACUUUUUAUGAUGACUGACAAAUUAUGCAGUUGCAAAAAAGUUUUUGGGGGGUAGUAGUAUGUUUUUGGUUUUGUUUUUUUUUUAAAUUUUGAAAUCGAGAAAGAAGGCGCUUGAGUAGCAGAUAUUGUUCUGCAAAUGUAAAUGAAUUUCUUUACUAAAGCUAGAUGUGUGGAAGAAUGGUCACUUUGUAAGGUGUACCUGGACAAACAAAGCACAGACCAUGUUGAGUGUGCAAAGGAGAAAGGGUCUAUGAAAGAACCUCUGCAAAGAAGUGGAUUCAAUACAGUGGCCAUUCGAGACUUGCUGCCAGCAGCGCAUGAAAAGAUUGAUUCAUCAAUAACUUACGAAUCGCCUCCCCUGAUAUGCAACAUGCAGCGUGUUCUGUGUCCAGAGGCUGGGUGGUGCUACCAUUGUGGGUGAUGGGCCUCACUUGGGGGUCCUAGGAUUGGCAAGACGCUGCCAUGCCGAAAGGAGUGGGGAGGAGCUUGGAGUAUGUGAGUGAAUUGUGUGUGUGUGAAACGCACAGAUGCAUUGUAUGUUAACAAAAGAAAGAAGAGAACCAAAUUUGCUUUGUGUCAAAUGUUACUUGUUGAUUUAGAAUUUUGUGCAUAUAUUUAUCUUGCAGUUUGCAAAAAAAAAAAAAUAAUAAUAAUCAGUGGUGUAUAUAUUUUACCAAAAAAUAACACCACCAAAUUACUGACACCUUCAAAAUAAAUAUAUGAUGAUGCAGUUUUGAUGAACUGCUGCGUCAAUAUUCGUA
Molecule: messenger RNA, 10394 nt
Organism: Pomacea canaliculata
Lineage: Eukaryota; Metazoa; Mollusca; Gastropoda; Architaenioglossa; Ampullariidae
Product: dual specificity mitogen-activated protein kinase kinase 4-like
Exons: 14
Coding region: 1622-2824 (400 amino acids)
Biological process (GO): MAPK cascade; protein phosphorylation
Molecular function (GO): ATP binding; JUN kinase kinase activity
Source: RefSeq, a predicted model, not a curated record